Messenger RNA from Lolium rigidum, 1274 nucleotides. RefSeq names its product dnaJ homolog subfamily B member 13-like. The transcript is spliced from 3 exons. Gene Ontology annotation, cellular component: cytosol. Gene Ontology annotation, molecular function: protein-folding chaperone binding. Bases 22 to 1038 code for a protein of 338 amino acids. The record is from RefSeq and is a predicted model, not a curated record. NCBI's taxonomy places the organism in Eukaryota, Viridiplantae, Streptophyta, Magnoliopsida, Poales, Poaceae.
GCAUCCAUCCAUCCAUCCACCAUGGAGGUGGAGGUGGACUACUACAAGGUGCUGGGCGUCGGCCGCGCCGCCACCGACGACGAGCUCAAGAAGGCCUACCGCCGCCUCGUCAUGAAGUACCACCCGGACAAGAACCCCUCCCCGCAGGCCGGCCCCCUCUUCAAGCAGGUCUCCGCCGCCUACGACGUGCUCAGCGACCCGGACAAGCGCGCCGUCUACGACCAGUACGGCGAGGAGGGGCUCAAGGCGGGCGUGGCCCCGCCAUCCCCCUCCGCCGCGCCGCCCCCGCACGCGCACGGCGCCGGCCCCGGGUUCCGGUUCAACCCGAGGACCGCCGACGAGAUCUUCAAGGAGAUGUUCGGGGCGAGCUCCUACUUCGGGCAGCCACCCCGCGGCCCCGCCACUCCCCAGAGCGUCCCAGGGGCCACUGCUUCUUCCUACGCCGCCGCUGCCGGGUUCUCCCCUGGGUCAGGGGAGCCGUCCGGCGGGUCGAUGAGGAAGGCGGCCGCGAUCGAGCGGCAGCUGGCCUGCAGCCUCGAGGACCUGCACAAGGGCGCCACCAAGAAGAUGAAGAUCUCCAGGGACGUCCUCGAUUCCGCGGGCAAACCGAUGAGUGUGGAGGAGAUCCUAACAAUUGAUAUCAAGCCUGGGUGGAAGAAGGGAACAAAGAUCACCUUUCCUGAGAAAGGCAAUGAGACCCGUAACGUUAUACCAUCAGACCUUGUGUUCAUAAUAGAAGAGCGGGCACACCCGAAAUUCAAGAGAGAUGGCAAUGACCUUGUUUACACGCAUAAAAUCUCCCUUGUGGAUGCUUUGACUGGUUGUGCAGUCCAACUGAUGACUCUGGAUGGGCGAAAUUUAACCGUUCCUGUGAAGUCUGUCAUCAAUCCCACCUACGAGGAAGUAGUGCCGGGCGAAGGGAUGCCGAUCACAAGGGAGCCAUCUAAGAAAGGAAACCUAAGGAUCAAGUUUCAGAUCAAGUUCCCCACCAAUUUAACAGCUGACCAAAAGGCAGGGGUCCAACAACUUCUGUCUUAGCUCGCUGUUUAUAAUGUGAAUCUGUGCCGUUUCUUUGUUCAGCGCUUGUAGUUGCUGAAUGUACAAUCACUGUCUUCAUCCUAGUGUAAAGGACAUGAUUUCCUAGAUGCUUCAAACUUUGCGCUUGAUUGCUAACUUGCUGACAGAGUAGUAGCUGCUCCACUAGCAGACCUAACUUUGUUUCAGAUUAUCUGAUGAUUCUUUGUUUCUGAAGUUAACAAUUCUGUUACAUGCCA